CGCGCUUGUGUGUGUAAGCGCUUUAAACAAAAUCGUAUCGCAUAUAUAUACAUAUAUGUACAUAGAUAUUCCGCUAGUCUAAUCACAAUUCAGUGCCAUUAUGCAACGUCACCGCGUAGUGGAGGGCUCCAGUAUUUAACUCCAACAACUGCAUUUAACCAGUGAUAUUAUAUUACAUUUGAGAUCAGACACCAGACCAACGACCAACACACAGACAGGCAAAUCACCUUCUUACAGAUGCUUCGCAGCUGCCGCUUAACCCUUGCUGCCGCCAAGAAGAGCCUCAGUGAUCAGUUCCAGUUGCAAGUCCUUCGUCAUCAGCAAACUGCCAGCAGCAUGGACAAAUUCGAUCUGCCUAAGAGAUUGCAGGGCAGCACGCCCAGCGUCUGGAACGAGUACAUCGCCCUGGCCAUGCAAUACAAGCCCUUAAAUCUUGGACAGGGAUUUCCGGACGAUGCAGCCCCCGAGUACGUGACACACUCUCUGGCGGACAUUUCAAAGGACGAGAAUCCUCUUCUCCAUCAGUACACCCGUGGAUAUGGACAUGUCCGCCUGGUCAAUGCCCUCUCGAAACUCUACAGCGGUCUUGUGGGCAAGGAGCUUAAUCCUCUUAGUGAUAUUCUGAUCACCUCAGGUGCUUACGAGGCUCUAUAUUCCACCAUCAUGGGACAUGUAGACGUAGGUGAUGAGGUUAUAAUCAUUGAACCCUUCUUCGACUGCUACGAACCCAUGGUCAAGAUGGCCGGCGGAGUACCACGCUUUGUUCCCCUGAAACUGCGCAAGACAGAUGGACCAAUCAGCUCGGCCGACUGGGUUUUGGACGAUGCCGAAUUCGAGAGUCUGUUCAACUCGAAAACCAAGAUGAUCAUCCUGAACACUCCCCACAAUCCCAUUGGAAAAGUCUUCAAUCGAAAGGAGCUAGAGAGGAUCGCCGAACUCUGCCGCAAGUGGAACGUACUGUGCGUCUCUGACGAGGUGUACGAAUGGCUUGUUUUCGACGGAGCCGAGCAUAUACGUAUCUGCACGCUGCCGGGCAUGUGGGAUCGUACAAUCACUUUGGGAUCAGCAGGCAAGACUUUCUCCGUAACCGGUUGGAAGAUUGGCUGGGCCUACGGUCCGGCCUCGCUGAUUCGCAACCUGCAGAUGGUGCACCAAAACUCCGUGUACACCUGUCCGACACCUCUGCAAGAGGGUGUGGCUCGUAGUUUUGAAGUAGAGCUGGCGCGUCUAGGCAAGCCGGAAAGCUACUUCCUAAGCCUACCACGUGAAUUGAAGGAGAAGCGGGACUUCAUGGCUAAAUUCCUAUCGGAGGCUGGCAUGCGUCCUACCAUUCCCGAGGGUGGCUACUUCAUGCUGGCGGACUGGUCGCCACUCACAGGCAAAGUUGAUCUUAGUUCUGAACCAGAUAAACACCGGGACUACAAGUUCACCAAAUGGAUGACCAAAAACAUGGGCCUACAAGGCAUUCCGCCAAGCGCCUUUUACAGCGAGCCCAAUAAGCACCUAGGAGAAGACUUCGUCCGCUACUGCUUCAUCAAGAAACAGGAGAACCUGGACAAGGCCGCAGAACUGCUCUCAAAGUGGAAAUAGUCAACGGACAAUAAACGAAUUGCUAUCAA
Molecule: messenger RNA, 1619 nt
Organism: Drosophila eugracilis
Lineage: Eukaryota; Metazoa; Arthropoda; Insecta; Diptera; Drosophilidae
Gene: Kyat
Product: kynurenine--oxoglutarate transaminase 3
Exons: 3
Coding region: 238-1590 (450 amino acids)
Biological process (GO): biosynthetic process
Cellular component (GO): cytoplasm; mitochondrion
Molecular function (GO): L-kynurenine:2-oxoglutarate transaminase activity; pyridoxal phosphate binding
Source: RefSeq, a predicted model, not a curated record